UUCUGCAGUCCCAGUCUUCUCAGACUCCUAGAGGAGGAGGGACAGAACAAGAGCGGAGGGACUGGGAAGGGGUCCCAUCGUUGCACAUCCCGUCCUGCGUUUAACCCGGCGUCUCUGUCUCUAGUCUCGGAUCUCUCCUACUCCAGUCUCCAGCCAUGAGCCCUCCUUUCCGCUCUGGCGUCUAUGUGAGCCGCCGGGUGGCCCUGCUGCUGGCCGGGCUGACUGCUGUGCUCCUGUUGGUGCUAGUGGUUCUGGCUGCCUUGUACGGCAGUUGCGUGCACGACCUCUGGGAGGAGGACACCAGCUGGUGGCCUCCGGGCGACCCGGAGUGGGCACAACCCAACCCUACACAUGAGCCCACGGUGGGGAUCUCCCAAGACGUGGCACCACCGUCGGGGCCCUGGGAUCAUCUGCGCCUGCCUCCCUGGCUUGUCCCACUUCACUAUGACCUGGAGCUGUGGCCCUGGCUGCAGCCAGAUAACCUGACCGCACCGAAUUUGACCUUCACAGGUCGCGUGAACAUCACUGUACGCUGCACAGUGGCCACCUCGAGAUUGUUACUGCACAGCUUCCUUCUGAAUUACAAGCAAGUGGAAGUGUGGGGUCCUCUGGCCCCGGACCCUAGGAACGCUACUGUUCGCCGCGUGCCGGUGGAGAAUGUGUGGUUUGCGCAGGACAUGCAAUUCGUGGUGCUGGAACUGGGCCAAUCCUUAGAGCCAGGUCGCAGUUAUGAGCUGAAUUUCGACUUCUCUGGCCAGCUGCUUCAGGUUGGCUACGAAGGGCUCUUUCUGAGCUACCACAUUGAUAAGGAUGAGUACAGACCCCUGGUAGCAUCUCAGAUGGAACCAACAUUUGCCAGGCAUGUUUUCCCCUGUUUUGAUGAGCCAGCUCUAAAGGCAACUUUUAAUAUUACAAUUAUCCAUCAUCCUGGGUAUGUGGCUCUUUCCAAUAUGCCCCAGCUAGGUCAGUCUGAAAGAACUGAUGUGAAUGGAAGCAGAUGGACUGUCACUACCUUCCACACCACACCCCGCAUGUCAACGUACCUCGUGGCACUUGUUGUGAGUGACUUGGACUAUGUCAGCAGAACUGAGAGAGGCAAGGAGAUACGUAUCUGGGCCCGGAAAGACCACAUUGCAAAUGGAUAUUUAGACUUUGCUGCAAACAUCACAGGUCCCGUCUUCUCAUUCCUGGAGGAUUUGUUUAAUAUCAGUUACCCACUUCCAAAAACAGAUAUAGUUGCCUUGGCUGUUUUUGGCACUGGUGCAAUGGAAAACUGGGGGCUGUUGAUAUUUGACGAAUUAUACUUGCUCCUGGAACCAAAGGAAGAGCUGACAGAGAAAAGAGCCAUGAUCUUGAGCUUCAUCGCCCAUGAGGUUGGGCACCAGUGGUUUGGAAACCUGGUGACCAUGAGCUGGUGGAACGAUAUCUGGCUCAAUGAAGGCUUUGCAUCUUAUUUUGAACUUGAAUUAACUAACUACUUCUACCCUAAAGUUCCCAUGAAUAUGAUCUUUUUUUUAACCGUUUUACAUGGUAUCCUUGGAGAAGAUCAUGUCCUGAGGUCUAGAGCUGUGUCCACUCCAGUGGAAAAUGUCACAGAAACAGGAGAAAUAAGCAGACUCUUUGACUUAUAUACUUACAAGAAGGGAGCGUGUAUGGCCUGGAUGCUUGCUAGUUUCCUGAGCCAGCACUUGUUUAUCAAGGCACUUAAGUCUUAUUUGGAGACAUUUUCUUACUCAAAUGCUGAGCAAGACGAUCUGUGGAGACAUAUUCAAAUGGCCGUAGAUGAGCAGAGUGUAAUUCACUUGCCAGCAUCAGUAAAAAGCAUAAUGGACAGCUGGACCCACCAGGGUGGCUUUCCGGUCAUCACGUUAAGUGUGUCUACGGGCGUCAUUAAACAAGAGCCGUUUUAUCUUGACAAUGUUGAAAAUCAGACUCUUCUAAGCCACAGUGGUACAUGGAUUGUCCCUAUUUAUUGGAUGAAAAAUGGAAUCCCACAACCUUUAGUCUGGCUAGAUCAAAGCAACAUGAUGUUUCCUGGGAUGAAACUUUCAGAUUCUGACAGUGACUGGGUGAUUUUAAACUUCAAUGUGACUGGAUAUUACAGGGUUAAUUAUGACAAAUUAGGCUGGAAGAAGUUAACUCAACAACUUGAAAAGGAUCCUAAGGCCAUUCCUGUGGUUAACAGGCUGCAGCUGGUGAGCGACGCUUUCUACUUGGCUAAAAACAAUUACAUCGAGAUUGAGACGGCACUUGACUUAACUAAGUACAUUGCGAAAGAAGAUGACGUCCUCGUGUGGUCUGAAGUCUUGCUGAGCUUGGUAAACAGGGAAGUUAUUUAUGAUGUGAACAACUAUGCUUUAUACCCAUUAUUGAAGAAGUAUUUGCUAAAGAGACUUAACUCAAUAUGGAAUACUUAUUCAGCUAUAAUUCAAGAAAAUGUGGCAUCAUUACAAGACAAUUAUUUAUCUCUAUUUUCACUAGAAAGGAUUUUUGAAACAGCCUGUUGGCUGGGUCUUGAAGACUGUCUCCAGCUGUCCAGAGAGCUCUUCAGAAAAUGGAUGGCUCAUCCAGAGACAGUAAUACCUCCUCAGAUUGAAAACGUGGUUUUAUGCAAUGGCAUUGCUCUGGGGACCGAUAAGGACUGGGACUUUUUGUUUAAUCUUUACCUCAAUACAACCAAGGAAGAGGACGAUAUGCGCUUUGUCCAUGCAAUGAGCUGCAGUAAAGAUCCGUGGAUACUUAACAGAUUUAUGGAGUAUGCCAUCACUGGGAUUCACUCCAUUUUUAGUGACAUGAAUAUAAUAGAAGCUGUAUCGGCCUCCGAAGUUGGCCGGUACGUUGCAAAGGACUUUCUAAUGGAUAACUGGGUAGCUGUGACUGAAAGGUAUGGAACAAAUUGGCUGGAUGCUAUAGUACACGUUUUAGGGAGGACUGUCAGUACAGAUCAGCAGGUUACAGAGUUGCAGCAGUUCCUCAACACUGUAUUGAAGGAGCACAAGAGGACUGCGGCCCAUGCCAAAUUACAGGCAAUGAAGACGAAGAAUCUGAAAAACAAGAAGAGAAUUGCCAGGGUGGUUGAGUGGCUUCGGAAAAACACAUAAUCUGUGGCUCCGUGGAGGAUGCCUCUUGCGUCUUAUCAUCUUGUUUACUCACUGUUCUGGCUUCCAUAGUUAGUGGCUGCGCCAUUAACUCAUACUUGGCUGUUACUGUCAAAUGGUGUCACAAAAGGACAAACAUUGUAGAAUCUGCAAAAUGCCCUCAGGAUCUCCCUGAAGGGAUGAAAGCUGGGGGGGGGGGGACAGUGGGGGGAGUGCUCUGUGUAUUCCCCUGUGGGGGAAAGUCUUUCAGAGUGCCUGAGGUCAAGGACACCAACUGUUGCAGACUAAUCUUCUGGGCUAAGGGAAAAUUCUACACGAAGAAAACCAAAUGUCAGACCACAGCACAAUUCUCAUCAUUUUGUAAGCAGGAGAGUAAAUUCAACUUGGCCAUGUUGAACCUUCUUGCAAUGGGGAUCCAUGGACUUUACAGAGUCACGGAGGCACUGAGACACAUGGAAUUAGCUUAGACCACAGAGCACAUCCCCCGUGCUUCAGACACUAAGUCGGCCAUCUAGCGCUUCUUUCUUUACAUUUUGUUGGUGGGUGUUUUUCCCGAAUGAGGGUAAAAAUCUGCUAUCUACCUCACAGUAGUAUUGUAAAGAUUAAGGAAUAUACUGUCUAUGAAAAGUCCUUAAAACUUCCAGACAAGACUAGAAGUUUAGAAGUUUGUUUUUGGGUGGCUUGGUUAAUGAGAGGAAUCACAGUAACAAGGGAAAGACUGUAUUCCAGGGACAGAAAGAACAAUCAAAGAGGAAAACAGGACUGGUAAACAGCCCAGAGGGACAGACAUGGGAUGGAAAGAAAACUAGGUCAUUUUCUGCCAUCGCAUCAUGCAUGUCAUACUAUUAUUAUGCAAAAAUAACACCAAACGAUUACAAAAUAAACAGUCACUACGCGUUCAAAUGUUGAUUUGGAAUUUGUAACAUCUCACAUUCCUUAAAACGCCUCUAAGUUUUCUGGAGAAGGCUUUGUGCUUGUACGUGGUGAAAGCAACAUUAAGCCAUUGUGCUAAGGAGCCAACUUCCUCUACUCCGUAGCAAAGCUUAAAGAGCACAUUGCUAACCCCUCUAACUGAUAAGGCACCCUUUACAAACCCAGAAGAUGUAACUAUACAACGCCCUGCAUAUGGCUGUGCAUUCCCGUGACUAAUGUUAUUUACCGGAUGCAAAUGAAAACUUCUGUGCUGGGUAUCCACCUGGCAGCUUCCACUGGCUCGCCGUCCCUUUGCCACCUUCCUUCUUGGAGAAAACGUAAGUAGAUGAAUAAAAGUUAUUUGGACUUGG
Molecule: messenger RNA, 4381 nt
Organism: Mastomys coucha (southern multimammate mouse)
Lineage: Eukaryota; Metazoa; Chordata; Mammalia; Rodentia; Muridae
Gene: Lvrn
Product: laeverin
Exons: 20
Coding region: 156-3101 (981 amino acids)
Biological process (GO): peptide catabolic process; proteolysis
Cellular component (GO): cytoplasm
Molecular function (GO): metalloaminopeptidase activity; zinc ion binding; peptide binding
Source: RefSeq, a predicted model, not a curated record